This is a messenger RNA of Podospora anserina S mat+, 1785 nucleotides long. RefSeq lists its product as uncharacterized. Gene Ontology annotation, biological process: proteolysis. Gene Ontology annotation, cellular component: fungal-type vacuole. Gene Ontology annotation, molecular function: zinc ion binding; metalloaminopeptidase activity. The coding region runs from base 1 to 1785 and encodes 594 amino acids. The record is from RefSeq and is a predicted model, not a curated record. NCBI's taxonomy places the organism in Eukaryota, Fungi, Ascomycota, Sordariomycetes, Sordariales, Podosporaceae. The transcript is spliced from 2 exons.
AUGACAGCGUACCGCUGCGAUAAGAUAAGGGACCAGGCACGAGGCCACCCGCCGCCGCCGCCGCCGCCCGGACAUGGAUCGGAUAAGCCACCCGCCAGACCAACCUUAAGCUCGGCCGCAACCAGUCAUCCUGUUUCCCUCCCUCAACUACUUUCACCACUUCCGCCACAAGCUCAACUUUCAUUCAUCCUCACCCUCCUCGAUUGCGCUAUCACCGUCACCAUGACUCGUCACACUCCUGCCUUCAUCCGGGCCCGCGAUUCCAACCUCUCCAUCCGUUCCAUGGCCAUGGAACAGGCGAUGAUGGCCUCGCGCGCCUCUCCUGUCGCCAAUGAUGGUCUCAACAAGGUCGACGCCAAAGAGCUUAAGCCCGAGGCCUUCACCAAACCAUACUGCGAGUUCAUGACCGAGAACCCCACAGUCUUCCAUGCCGUCGGCUACUUCAAGGAGAAGCUCGCAAAGGCUGGUUACAAGGAGCUUUCCCAUCGCGAUAGCUGGAUUGGCAAGCUGGAGCCUGGUGGAAAGUACUAUGUUACCCGCAAUGGCAGCUCUAUCAUCGCCUUCGCUGUCGGCAAGGCCUACAAGCCCGGGAAUGGUGCUGCGAUGAUUGCUGGCCACAUCGACGCUCUUACCGCCCGCCUCAAGCCUACAAGCACGAAGCCAGGAAACAAUGGAUACGUUCAAUUGGGUGUCGCGCAAUAUGCCGGUGCUUUGAACGAGACUUGGUGGGACAGAGACCUGAGCAUUGGUGGCCGUGUCAUCGUCAGAGACCCCGACACUGGCAAGACAACGGUGAAGCUCGCCAAGCUUGACUGGCCAAUUGCUCGUAUCCCUACUCUCGCUCCUCACUUUGGAAUCGGCAUGAUGGGCCACAAUAACCGCGAAACCGAAACCGUUCCAAUCAUUGGUCUCGACAACAGCGACGUUCGUGGUGCCUCGACCACCUCGUCUGAACCCCCUCUCGGCGGUGUUGGUUCCUUUGCCGCUACCCAGCCCCCCAAGCUUGUCAAGCUCAUCGCUUCGCAAAUUGGCGUCCAAGACUAUAGCACAAUCCUCAACUGGGAGCUCGAGCUUUACGACUCCCAGCCGGCCCAAGUCGGCGGUAUGGACAAGGAAUUCAUUUUUGCCGGUCGCAUCGACGACAAGCUCUGCUCCUGGGCCGCCUUCAUGGCUCUUCUCCACGCCAAGCAGGAGGAGGAGGAGGGCAUCAUCAAGCUCGUCGCUCUCUUCGACGAUGAGGAAAUUGGCUCUCUGCUCCGCCAAGGUGCUCGUGGCAACUUCCUCCCUCUGACAGUCGAGCGCGCCGUCGAGUCCCUCGCUGCCAGAGAUGGCAAGACUCCCUUUGGCCCAGGCCUCAUGGGUCAAACCUUUGCCAACUCGUUCCUCGUCUCCUCCGACGUCACCCACGCCGCCCACCCCAACUUCACCCAGACCAACCUCGCAGAGCACUCGCCACGUCUCAACGUCGGCGUUGCCCUCUGCGUUGACGCCUCUGCCCACAUGACCACCGACAGUGUGUCGAUGGCCAUUCUGGACAGAAUCGCCACUCUGGCUGGCACCGUCAACCAGCGCCACAUGAUCCGCAACGACAGCAGAUCAGGCGGCACCGUCGGCCCAAUGCUGAGCAGCGCCAUGGGGUGCAAGGCUGCCGAUGUCGGUAUCCCACAGCUGAGCAUGCACAGCAUCCGCGCUACUACCGGUAGCUUGGAUCCCGGCCUCGGUCUCAAGUUUUACAAGGGCUUCCUGGACAACUGGGAGAAGGUUGACAAGGAGUGGCGCCCUUAG